Molecule: messenger RNA, 3447 nt
Organism: Xylaria bambusicola
Lineage: Eukaryota; Fungi; Ascomycota; Sordariomycetes; Xylariales; Xylariaceae
Exons: 1
Coding region: 431-3073 (880 amino acids)
Source: RefSeq, a predicted model, not a curated record
CAGCCUGGACUGUUGAGUAUAGUCUUAGUUGAGUUGCUAUUCAUGGUUGAACGGCCUAGAUAGGCCGCCUACCAGGGUCACCGUGGAAAGCUACGUUAUGGAUUCUAGAGAGGGUUUGUUGAUAUAUAUAUAAGGCACUAUCAAACUGUUGAAUUCAAUUCGUGAUAGUUCGUGCCCAGCUGUCUCCGACUGGUUCGCAUUAUAUGCCGGUGCUUGAUGUUUAAUUGAGAGGCAGCCCUCGAGACUUACACAUAGCCUAGGUAUGCACAAUGAGGCUCAGUAUGUGGCUUACUCUUGCUUAUGCCGAUGAUACCUUGAGGCGGGGAGGUCACUGAAUCGGGUAAGAUAUGAGCAGCUCCCCUAUCAAAUUAACAAUUGAAAAGCCUCUUCACGUGUUGCUUGCGCUUUUUUUACUCCACUCGGGAUAACAAUGGAUCCUGCGACGGCUUUCGGGCUUGCAUCCAGCGUUAUUCAGCUCCUCACAUUCGCAGGCGGCCUUAUCGCCAAAAGCCGAGAGAUUCAACGAUCCGCACAUGGGAGUCUCGUUGCAAAUGACGAACUUGCAGCCAUCGGCAGGACCCUACAGUCCCAAAGCCGGCGAAUCGCGUCUCAAUUGGCUGCUUGUGGAUCUCAAUCGGAAAUAGGACGCCAAAUCAUUCAACUCUGCGAGGGCGCCCGAGAUGUCUCUCAGGAGCUUAUUGACGCAGUCGACGGGCUCAAGGGUGGAAAUCCAUCUGGGAAAUGGGACAGCUUCAGGCAGGCCCUGAAAAGCAUUCUGAAAGAGCAAGAGAUUUCAGAUAUAUUGGAACGCCUCGAGCGAUACAGACAACAAAUUGACUCGCUGCUAUUAACUAGCAUACAAGAAAGGCUACAGAAGUUUACCGAGACAUCAGACGAUAAGAACACAAGUAUUGAGCAGAGCUUCAACAGAAUGAUGGAGUCUUUUCAGCCGGGUAGUCAGUGGCAAGCGGAGCUUAUCACAACGGCCCGUAGAGGUCUCCAAAACGAUGUUGCAAUUAAGGUAGUACACCAUGACUUCUCCUCCUCAUUAGCGACCGGGGUUCAGCAUGAGCGCGAUGAUUAUCAUAAGCGCAGGUUGCUUAGAUCCCUCACAUUCCCGGAUCUGAAGGAACGGUAUGACGGAAUAUCGGUAGCGCAUCAACGAACAUUCGACUGGGUCUUUAAUAAUGACGAACUGGAAGGGGGAGGGGGGUCGGACACCUUCGGUACUUGGCUGAUGUCCAACAAUCCGCUGUACUGGGUUACCGGAAAGCCCGGGUCAGGGAAAUCCACCCUGAUGAAAUACCUUUCAACUGAUCAACGCCUCAAGCGCCACCUAAAGGUAUGGAGAGGCGACAAAACAGUUUAUAUCGGCCGCUUCUUCUUCUGGAACUCUGGAACAGCCUUGCAAAUGUCCAGGGUUGGAUUAAUGCGGUCUUUGCUUUACCAGAUUCUCUCCGACUGCCCUGAUGAAAUCCCUCACACCUUUGCAGAUAGAUGGGAAUACCAAGAGCUUUUCGGGUACAGCAAUAGAGAUUGGUCAUGGUCGGAGCUAUCAAAUGGACUGUUUUCUAUUAUAUCUGACGAUAGCAGAAUGUUCUUCUUCUUAAUUGAUGGUUUGGAUGAGUGUAAUGGCGAUAGCCGAGACCUGGUCAACCUUCUCUUUGGGGUUACGUCUGAUAGGAAGAAUGUCAAACUUUGUGUAUCAAGUCGCCCUUGGCUUGUGUUUGAGGACGCGUUUCGAAGCCGGCCCUCGCUACAAAUGGAACACCUGACCUUCGGAGACAUCAGACAAUUUACCUCUGAUAGGCUCGGAGAAAAUGCCAUGUUCUUACAACUACAGAAGCUUAAUGAACGCCAAGCUAAUUUCCUGGUCCAGCAAGUUACUCAGAAGGCUUCUGGUGUCUUUCUGUGGGUUGUACUCGUAGUCAAGUCACUUCUCGAAGGUUUACAGGAUGGCGAUACAAUUGAAGAUCUUCAAGUCCGACUGCUUCAGAUCCCUGAAGAUCUAGGAGAACUCUUCCAAAAAAUGCUUCGAGACCUUCAGCCGGCAUAUUUUGAACAGGCGUCUCGCAUAUUACAGACUGUCAGAGCUUCGUACCUACCCUGGGGCGAACUGAGUAUGGAAACCCCGAGUCUGAAAAGGCAGAAAGACGACAAGGAAGGUUCCAUUACGCAGGAUGGUGCAUCCCCGUUACGUCUUUUAACUCUUUCAUUCAUUGAAGACAGUAACGAAACUGCGCUAGGGGCCUCUGCUCAUCAGAUGACCCCAGAUGAGCAGAAUUUCCGCGCGGAACAGAUAAGGCGUCGCCUCCAGAGUCGUUGCAAAGGUCUUCUCGAGGUACCAAAAUACAAGAAACGUGGGCUAAAUGCCCGCAUUCAGUUUCUCCACAGGACUGUGAAGGACUUUCUUGAAGAAAAUCGAGCGCAAUAUAUCCUCACUUCAACCACACAAGGCUUUGACCCGCAUGUAAAGCUCUGCGCGUCGAUUCUUCUUCACGCAAAAGCGAUCAACCUACAGGGCGACUCCUCCGCGGACAUGACCUGCUUCAGUGAUCUGGCGGAGCAAUUCCUGAUGCAGUGUCAUUGGCUUGAGAAAACAGACAGUCCUCAAUACGUACCUUUCCUUGCCGAGAUGGACCAAUUCACAACGGGCAUACUGUCGGGCUCGCCAACCCCUAUAAACGAGGCAUCAUCAGAGCGCCCAUUACCCCACUGGACAAAGCGCGUGGACUCUUACGUCGGAAAGCGUUGUGAGGUGCACUCCCUCCUAGACUAUGCGAAAAUCCGUUCUCUCGACAAAUACAUACAAGCAAGACCCAACGGCCGCUUGUCACUGCAAGCGUCAAUAGGCCUUGAAACACACCCAGUACGAUCUAGCGAAAGCGACGAGAAUGCCAAACGAGUAGAAAGAAACAAGUGCAACGGGAUGAGAGUUGAACCCAAGCUUACUCCAACCCACUCCUCGGACAGAAAGAACCCAAAGGAGGCAGGGGAAAGCACAGCUAGCCGGCGGAGGCCAGCUGGUCGCCUCAAUGUCAUCCGUAGGUUCAUCCGCAAGAUCUGUCUAUGACGAAAUAGGCGGCCAUGGAGCCUGGUCUGAUUUGACCUAGCUGGCUAUCAAUGCAUCAUUUCAGGAGGUUCAACAUCUCCCAUUUCCAGGUAUCAGAUUCGGAGUCGAAUAAUCAACCCACUGAAAGCCAAGCCUCCAUAGCGUCCAGCCAGGCAUACUCACUCGCAAUUUCGGCUGCCUUUUCUUAAACAUGCCCAACGUCUCUCAGCAAGCCAUCCAAUUUGAUAAAUGCAUCAAAUCUACCCAUCUAUACAUUCCAGUCCAUCAUACGACUUAUAAAUUCUCCGGUGCGACAACGCCGUAAUACCACAUCCUAAAUGGGACCUGUUAUAUGCAAUAUUAGGAACUCGGUGGGGGGGAAUACGGCGCAAGAG